Lytechinus pictus (painted urchin) is the source of this 3666-nucleotide messenger RNA. RefSeq names its product protein turtle homolog B-like. Gene Ontology annotation, molecular function: protein binding. The record is from RefSeq and is a predicted model, not a curated record. NCBI's taxonomy places the organism in Eukaryota, Metazoa, Echinodermata, Echinoidea, Temnopleuroida, Toxopneustidae. The coding region runs from base 1 to 1521 and encodes 506 amino acids. The transcript is spliced from 8 exons.
AUGACGAGCAAUCCCCCAACCAUCGUUGAUAUAUCAGUGCGUCGAACUUUAUAUGAUGUUGGCAACAUCGCUCUACUAUUCUCCUGUCAGGUAGAUGCUAGACCAAAAGCAUAUUUCAUCCAUUGGUUCAUGAAUGGAUCAAGAUUGGAAAAUUCUUCCGAUGUCACGAUCAAUGAGUUUGACCGACCAGGAAGUGAAACACUUAGAACAAGUACGCUGGUGAUAAUGAAUCCAGCAGUGUUCAAUGAAGGAGAAUACGUCUGUGAGGCCACGGCACCACUUGGCAACGACAGUGAUGCCAUCACCUUUCACUUGUCCAUCCCAGAUCCACCUUCUCGGCUCAUCGUCCACCAAAACCAGACGACAUCUUCAACUCUCUUUGUUGCCUGGCAGCCAGGGUUCGAUGGUGGGUUUCAAGAGACGUUCAAUCUGGAAUACUGUACCAACGACACAAAGGCAAAGGAGGACGAGUGUGGUGUUGUCACCAACUUGACAAAGUCAUCUUUCAGACUUAAUGGACUGAAUCCUUUCACCUGGUACCGGUUGACACUGUGGGCAGAGAACAGCGCAGGGAAUAGCAGCACGGUGAUAAUAGUGGCUUCAACAGCUCCACUGCAACCAGAGAACUAUGGCGUAAGCGUUACUUGGGUCAAGGAGGGACAAGUAUUUCAAAUAUCAAAAGCAAAUCAGUCGUUGGGUGAAGUCUGCUUCGUUCGGAAGACCUCUGUAGAGAGUUGUGCUCUACUGGAUGAAUCAAAGUGCAUUGACCCCGGAACAGAGAUCAGCAUUGACCCGGAUGAUGACGUAGUUGUAUUGACCUAUGGGAGAGGGUUGUGUAGUGAACCAGCCGAUAUAAACGUUCAACCUGGUCAGAAAGUUCCACCAAUUAAGCGAGAAACUCCUUACAUGAUAAUUGCUAUUGGUGUGAUUGCUUCAAUCAGCGUCAUCAUAGUAAUCUCACUUGGUCUCAUGUACUUUUAUGGACUGAUGUGCUGUACCAACCGGAAAAACGCCAACCGAAAUGCAACUCAACAUCAAGACAGUAUGGAGGGACAAGGAAUCUAUACUGAACUCGCAAAGGACCGGCCAUCGCAGUCCUCAAGGCAAGGUACAAGCUACUACAUGGACCUAAAGCCUACCAAUCCUACAUCAACCACCGAAGCGACCUCCGAAGGCAGGGGAGACCAUGACUAUGAUACUCCCAAUGUUUCUAAUACCGCAUAUAUGGAUGCAGACAGUAAAGACGGACACGGACCAAACCAUGACUACGUAAGCCCUAGUUCUUCUCCAAAGGGUUCUGAAAGUCAUUAUAUGAAUACUGACGGUAUGGUACUUGAGAAUGAGUCUGAUGGCCGGCAGUCCAUCAACCAUCUUUACUCAGGAGAAGGAGAUGGAGAUGAGACUACGACUCACAUCUAUAUGGAUAUGAAACCUAUGCAGAUGCCGUCAACUUCUCUUGGUGUGUCUUCCAUUGAAGAUGACCUACCGGAUAAAGAAGAAGUUGUGUAUGCCAACACAUGAUAAAUCAUAUGAAUUUGAGACUCAUGAGACCGGGGAUAUUUUGUUCUUUCGCACGAAAUAAGGAUAAAUUGUUAAUCACCUAAGAUUUCCUCUAAAUAAAAGGAGGAACUCAAGUGAAAAUUGAAUAUAAACCAUGCCUAAAACGAUAGAAAUGAGAUGAUUUUGUUUUGUAGUAGGGCUACAUAUACAUGUAAUGCUCCAAAAGAGACAUAAUAAGAACAUUUUGUUCAAUUUGUAUUGAUUGCAAAGUUUUGUAAUAUUCAUUUCAGAAAUUCAGUAUAUUCCAUCCUUUUGUUUGAUUCGAUUCCUUCAUCUAGUACAUAAUAUGCAAAUUUGAUUCAAGCACCAUCCUCAAAUUUGAUGCUUCAUAUUUUAACUUUAGGAACUACAUGUAGUAUAUGUCUGAUUAAAACAUGACAACACUUUUACAUACCUUUUACACGUAAGAAUCACAUGAAUGCCAUCUAAGUUUAUUAAAUUAAUGAUGAAGAACAAUCUGUAUUAAUCGUAUAUUUUCAAGUGACAAAUAUGUUUUUUACGCUUUUCCUGAUAAGAAGGAAACAAAUAUUAUGGCAUUGCUGUCAUUUAUUUAACACAUGCUUUCUGUACAUAAAAAUCCAUCGAUUGAUCGUCUUCAAUUGAGCGUAAGGUAAAUCAUGCAGAGUAUAAAUAUGGAUUGUGUUGUUGCACAUGUUUAAGCAUGAUCAUAUUAACUGAAGCACCAAACAUAUAUUGUCUAAUUAACAGACGAAUUUCAACUUUUUUCUACUCUGCUACUGAUUUUUGUUUUAGAUAUAGGCCUAUCAUCGAUUUUUUAAAGCAUUUUGAUAUCAAACUUUUAAUUAAAACAUAUGCAAUGUAAACAUGGUAAAUUAAUCACGGAUUAUGUUACCCUAAACGGCGUUUCUAAAUUAAAAAGUGAUGUCGUAUAAUGACUUUGGUGUUUCUUCUACCAAAACAAAACGAUAUCUUUUACCAUACGUUUCUUAAUUAACAAAAUUGCUUCAAAACGAAAUCAAGUUGUGAAAUAUCAUAUUGAUAUAAUUAUGAAUAAAUACGUUUAUAUUAGUGUAAUCGUUGUUUUCGAAUGAAACUGAUAACCUAGAAGAGAUACUGUUGUGAACUGUAUCGAAGAAACUAAGAUGAUAUUAUGGUGAUAUAUUGAAUAUAUCAACCCCAUUACAAAUAUUGAUACUGCAUUGCUAUGAUAUUACACGGAUGAGCGUUACUUGCAAUAUGUUUUAUUGCAAUUUAGAAAUCAAUAAGUAAUCUAUGAUGAAUUGCAUUAGUUCAAUCCUGUAUUAACUUUUUUGGUAUAUAUUCUACACAAAUAGAUGUAAUCAGUUUCUAUAUUAACCUUCACAAAUUCCAAUUGUUGAAAUUAACUAUGAACAUUAUAUCGUAGUACAGUGCCAGAUAUUUUAGCAUUUCACAUUAAACUCUUGUAGAUAAAUUUCUGUUGCAGAGAUAAUUUCUCUUUAAAUUAACGUAGUCAUUAUUCAUUCACUGUAUUAUACCAAUUAAUUUAGGCAUACUAAUUUACGGGAAAAGGAAAUUUUUAAAUGAAAAUAACUCAAUCUUAAUAAACAAUUUGGAUUAUUAAUAAGCAUCAUUCAAAUAUACUCUACUUGUGUGUAGAUAUGAUAGAAGCUAAUAACGCACUGUACAUUUAACAUUUAUAUCAUUCAUUAAUAUUAUGAAUUACCUGCGAAAUUAUAUUGUAGACAAAGAUGUAUCUGAUGAAAAAGUUGGAUUAUCGAUAAACUCCAUCAUGAAAAAUACACUCUUAUAAUGCCUACACAUGAUGUAAGCUAAAUAACGCACUGUAGUUUUGACAUUAAGAUUCUUAUUAUUUAUUUAUUGUUCAUGCGACAAACCAUUGGUAGACAAAGAUGUCUCUAGUACACUAGAGUUGUUAAAUUUUGAUCAUUAAUUCAUAAUUAAAAUGGUAUGUGGUAGAUAUCGUGGUUUUUCCAAGCAUGCCCAGUGCCAGAUCCAUUCUUUUCCUCCCAUUUGAUGCAAAACACAUGACUCUUCUGUUAUUAUUCUGUCAUGUCUAUAAAGAUGUGAUUAUUUUCCUUUGCAUCAACCUUUUUUUUUUUAAACCGGUAAUAAUUCUGAACACCGUGACGCAAAUCAAUUUGC